CGAGGAAGCGGGAUGGUUAAGAGGUUUGUGGAGGUGUGGAAUUCGGGCCAGGGUGAUGAUGAGUGAUGCGUUUUGGUCUUGUGCGAUGAGAGUUCGAUUAGGUUUUUAAUGACGUGAUGUCAGUGGAUUGUAGUAUGAGGCGUGGUGAAGUGCAGGUACUAAUGUGGGUCGUGCUUAGUUUCGGGUUUGUGUCGUUUUGUGAUGCGAGAUUGCGUUGUUUUCCGUUAAGGAACACCGCGGGGUAUUGAUCAUUGGGUUAGCGAUAGCCCUGAGUUCGGAGGAUGAGUGCAAUGUUUGUACUGAGGUUAUAGCUUGGUAGAUUUCGUCUGGUUUUUCUGCCGGCGUGUGCGUGCAGAGGAUUUGGUAAUCUCACGAUCGGUUCCAUGUUUGAUUCAUCUCCUACUCCUCUGUAUACUCUGUUCUUUUAGCUUCCAUGCGAUGAUUAUUGGAUACAAUUGCUUCGAGCGAGUUGUGACUCAGAUGCGUAGUCAUCGUAGAUUGAUGGGAAAGCGGUAUGGGCAGUUGCUGAGCUUUUUCCGUAGAGCGUGUUGGAAGGUUCCCCUCCAAGCAAGUGUGACUUUACCCGACUUGAUUUUCUCUUACAAGUUUUAAUGAAAGAAUAAACAAUCUUUGAUUGAGACAUUGGAGCUUGAAGCCGGUGUACAUGCCUGUUGUAGCCCUCUCGCUUUCCAAUCGGCGGAUGCUGUUAAAUUCGUCGUGUAAUAUGAAAAUUGUGAUGCAGGAAGACUGCGUACGAGGAUGUCUGGAAGUCAUGACUUGUCAUCUCCAUACUCAGGUGUGUUGCCGCGAACCUAGUGUCCUUCCUUGAUUCAUCAACCGUCUUCUGUCCGCUUCUGGUAACCUUCUGAGCAGCCGAUUUUUACUAUGAUGCGUUCCAUCCAUUUGAGGUUCAAUGUAGCUUCAUCAUUUACGGUGCUCCUAGCACAUUAUUUUUUUCCCUUUUUAAGAGAAUGGUCCCGAUUCGUUCUGUAUCGUAGCAGAGUCUCAGUAUCCUAGUCUAGAAUGAUGUGGUUUCGCCAGACUUAUUCCUUCGCUUUAGAUUAAGAUGGCUUCACUGUGCUUAAGUAGUAGUUUUGUAACUGUAUUUACCUUGUCUACUAUGAUCUUAAAUUCACGUCUUUUCUUUUCCUUUUUCUUCUCUGUUUUUUCUUUUCAUAGCAAUUUGAAGGCUUGACUGUUGUCAAACUUGAUCCUAUGGGUGUGAAGGGUCUUGCUGAUCGUUGUGAUGGACAGUAGCGGGCGCUUCAUAAUUUUUUUCUGAAUUUCUCUCUCCCAGUUCCAGUUGAUUCAAAAUUAGCCGGGAAUCCUCCUGUUCGAUUUGUACGGGUUGCAAGGAGGAACUGAGACGUCCAGUUUCCAGGAAUCCUGGUUUAUGAACUGCAUUCUCGAUGGAGAGUUUUGCAACACCGUAUCCAGUAGUAUUUCAUGAUGGGGAUCAAGAGCAUGAUAAAGGUGUUGUAGGCGUGCACUCUGUUCUGUCGUUCAAACGGUUUCAGGCUCUAAUAAGUCAAAAAACAGGUAUUCCUGCCAAUCGGCUUUCAGCAGUAUUGUUUGUCGCAGAACAUUGAAGGAUAAAGAUAAGCACCAAAAACUUUCUAUCAAUGAGAACACAAAUUUUAAUAUCAUUUUAAACCAGCACAAUCCAAGCAGAGAAAAGGAUUGCCAUUUUCUUAUUUCAAUCAAGAAGUCGAAGAAGGAAUGAAAAGGCACAAGGAAGCGUAAUGCAGAAACAGAGAAUGCAGAUGAUGACAAUUCCAAUUCCAAUUCCUCGAGAGGAGAUUUAUCGCCUUCAGAUGAACGACCUAACCCCAGCAUUGCCAUGGACGAACCUCUUUCUCCCCAUUUCACGUCUCCACCUGUUUACUCACAGAAGUUCUCUUCUUCACCUAGCACUGCUUCACCAAAUGAAAAUGGGCAGACGAUCAACAACAGCUCACUGAAUGGAAAAGUUAUCCUGGCAGCACGUGAAGGCAAAGUGGAACGGACCCUAAGUCAGGAAGGAAUGGGACAGAAUGGUUUCGCAAGUCCACGGCCAGGGUGGCAGAAUGGAAGGAUACUGAAUCAGCAAGUCGAUGGUGUAAGUCUCCCUCCAGCUGGGAACGGGGAGAGUCCUCAGUCUUCACAUGUUCAUAAUGUAGAGGGGCGGCGGAAGAUGGAAAACAAGGCCUGGGGGGCACAGGAAAAUGUCGCCGAUCUUUGCAGACAAUCGGAGAGAAUGAACGCUCACGGUGCUGGUCAACAGCCUCAGCACCACCUGCAAGAAAGAUUCAACGAUUCUAUGCCUCGGGCCUCGAGUGUUAGACCCAGUUCUACUGGAUUGACAAGAAACACUGUGCAAGCAAAUAAUUACACCUCCCGAUGGUCAACUUUCUCACCAACCUCUAUGUCAAGAGCUUCUCAAUCUCCCACUAGGGGAGCAUCUGUCAAUUACUCACCUAAGAUGGUAACAGGGCAAAGCAAUUCGUUGAUGCUGCAGCAGGCCCAAGCACACAUGGCUCAGGCGCAAUAACAUCAACAUUCAGCAGCAAUGUCUCCUCUGGACUUUUCGAAACUAUCUGGUGUCUUUCGGAGUUUGAUGGGGAGGAAAAAUAGAGUAGAAAUUCGGGGAUUAUGUAAACAAUGCUGCUUAUGGCAGGAAAGGAACGUUGCGGAGCCUCCCUUUCACUGGUGUGUGAACGACACCAUCACCAUGGGGUUCAGGGGUUCCUCCUCAGCCGGGCCUAUGGGCAGACCUGGAAGGCGGCCCGUGCAAGCGGCCAUUUAGGUGAGAAGGUGGAACCUGUGAACAUUUCCGAGUGCAUGUGUGACGCAUCCCAUGUUCGUAUAGAUACUAACUGGUUUGCAGUUCUGUACCUGUAUUAUAACCUUGUGAUCACCAAAAGCAGUACUACAUCGAUGAUAAACUUGUUUCCUGUGUGUAUUUAGCAAUUCGGAACGAUGGCGGUAUUAAAAAUAAAAAAUAAAGUAAAAAACUCCAGUUCAGGAAUUCUUUCCUGAUCUAUGUUCCUUCUGACUA
Messenger RNA from Physcomitrium patens, 3037 nucleotides. RefSeq lists its product as uncharacterized. The record is from RefSeq and is a predicted model, not a curated record. Lineage: Eukaryota; Viridiplantae; Streptophyta; Bryopsida; Funariales; Funariaceae.